AAUUGUACAUUACUGUAAUUUAAUGAAUGCGUUAAUGAUUUGACCGCAAUUUUCAUUUGCAGCUAGCAAAUAUGUGCAAGUACUGAUCAAUUUGUCGUAUGAAAAUGAUAAAAUGUAACUGAAAAAUAUAAGGUUAUGUUCUUACUUGCCUAUUUGCACAUAGCGGUUAUAAAAUAGUCAUUUUAUAUACCUAUUGUAUGUUGUACGAUGUAAAUGUUAUUUAAUUAUGUAUGACAAUGAUUUAUACGUGAUACUAAUUGAUUAAAUUGAUUAAACGCAGGCAAAAUUCUAUAUUUUCGCUGUACUUUCUGCACCGAAGAUGCCGAAAUCGAAGGCUUACGUAUCCGACAGCGACGAUAGCAGCGAAGAGGAAGUGAAACAUACCAAGAAGAAGCAAAAGAAGGAAAAGGAGACGGAAGAGAAGGCGGUGUCCAGUAAAACGACGAAAUCGGAGAAUGAGGAUACCAUUUGGGACUUGGGCAAUAAUCGUCAAGUAAAUGUGAGGAACUUCAAGGGCAAAUAUUACGUGGAUAUUCGUGAGAUGUACUUCGACAAGGAUGGCGAUUUGAAACCUGGCAAAAAAGGAAUCUGCUUAACCAUGCAACAGUGGCGGAAGUUCAUGGAGGUUGUGGAGGAAGUCGAUACAGUGGCGAAGGCAAAGUGUUAGAGUUCCAAUUUUUAUUUACUGUAUAAAACGUUCAUAUUUUUAAUUUCAUUUAUGUUUUGAAUUUGUGAUUUCUCUAUUUACGAUAGAGCGUUGGGAGCUAACCGUCCCAGUCUCUUUCCUGUCCCGUGUCUUGAAAGAGUAACUAUUAUGUUUUUUUUUUUCAAUAUCUGAUUACAACUGUAACUUAAAAUAUCAGGAGAAUGUUCCUUCAGAAACAAUACUUAUAUAACAAUACUUAUUUAUUUGUAUAACGAAUAAAGAAAAUAUUUUGAUUUGGGAGAAAAAAGUA
This is a messenger RNA of Ooceraea biroi (clonal raider ant), 956 nucleotides long. It is a transcript of the gene Ssb-c31a, whose product is annotated as single stranded-binding protein c31A. The record is from RefSeq and is a predicted model, not a curated record. Gene Ontology annotation, molecular function: DNA binding; transcription coactivator activity. Gene Ontology annotation, biological process: positive regulation of transcription initiation by RNA polymerase II. NCBI's taxonomy places the organism in Eukaryota, Metazoa, Arthropoda, Insecta, Hymenoptera, Formicidae.